This is a messenger RNA of Ostrinia furnacalis (Asian corn borer), 2554 nucleotides long. RefSeq names its product carboxypeptidase E. The transcript is spliced from 10 exons. The record is from RefSeq and is a predicted model, not a curated record. The coding region runs from base 168 to 1607 and encodes 479 amino acids. NCBI's taxonomy places the organism in Eukaryota, Metazoa, Arthropoda, Insecta, Lepidoptera, Crambidae. Gene Ontology annotation, molecular function: metallocarboxypeptidase activity; zinc ion binding. Gene Ontology annotation, biological process: protein processing; peptide metabolic process.
GGACAGAGGAGGGUCGCGUUGACUGCUGUCCGCGGGCGGGAAAAUCGAUCGAUACUUCGCACGAGCGACAGUGUGUCUCGUGUCGUGUUGGGGUAGCAGUGGCUUAGCACUACGUCAGUGAUGUUAAUUUGAUUAAACUUUCAAAUAAUUUUACCUAAAAAAUAACCAUGACGAUCUAUCCGUUCCUGUGCUUAGUGUUUGCUUUAACAGUGUCAGCUGAAUUUGUUUGGAAACACCAUAAUAAUGAGGAAUUACCAUUGAUUUUGGAAGAAGUUCACGAUAAAUGCCCUAACAUAACUAGAGUUUAUGCUCUGACUGAACCAUCGGUCUGCAAUGUUCCUCUUUAUGUUAUCGAGUUCUCUGAUACACCCGGAUUCCACCAGCCUUACAAACCCGAAGUAAAAUAUGUUGGUAAUAUUCAUGGCAAUGAAGUUCUUGGUCGGGAAUUGCUCUUGGGUCUUGCUCAUCACCUCUGUGAUCAAUACCUGAAGAAUGACCGCCGCAUCAGAGCACUGAUUCACAGCACCCGUAUUCACUUGUUACCGUCUAUGAACCCAGAUGGUUGGCAACUGUCUACUGAUACCGGUGGACGAGAUUACUUGAUUGGGCGUAACAAUAACCAUUCCGUGGACUUGAAUAGAAACUUCCCGGACUUAGACACCAUAACGUUUGAGUUCGAGCGCCAGGGCAUUAACCAUAACAACCAUCUGUUAAAAGAUGUGACCCGACUGGUCGCGCCGUUGGAGCCCGAAACCCGCGCUGUGAUGCGAUGGAUCAUGUCGGUGCCCUUCGUUCUGAGCGCGGCGAUGCAUGGCGGCGACCUGGUGGCCAACUACCCCUAUGAUGAGAGCAGGAGCGGGGCUCCUGACUCUGAAUACUCUGCGAGUCCUGACGAUGAUACGUUUAGGGAAAUAGCCGCAGCGUACGCUUCAGCCCACGCCGACAUGGCUUCGGCCACCCGCCGCGGUUGUCGCACCAACAUCGCCGACGAAUCUGGCUCUUACAACUUCGGGAAGCAAGGAGGCGUUACCAAUGGAGCAGCUUGGUACAGCUUGAAAGGAGGAAUGCAAGAUUUCAAUUACCUGGCUACGAAUGCGUUUGAGGUUACUCUGGAGUUGGGAUGCGAAAAAUAUCCGCACGCGAAGGACUUGGCGAGGGAAUGGGAGAGGAACCGCGAGGCGUUACUGACUUACCUGUGGAAAGCCCAUAUCGGUGUCAAGGGAAUUGUCAGCGACGACACCGGUUUUAUACAGAAUGCCAUCAUAUCCGUGGUGAACAUUACCGGACCGGUGCCUCGACCGAUCCGACACGAUGUGACAACAGGUGUUUACGGAGACUACUACCGCCUCCUGACUCCGGGCCACUACGAGGUGAUGGCGAGCCACCCCAACUACUUCCCGGUGUCGCGCGUGGUCACCGUGCCCGAGCAGCAGACCUCCGUGCACGUGCUCAACUUCAGGCUCGAGCCUACCUCCAGCUGGUUCGACGACGAGCCGGCUCUCGGAUUCUACCCGCAUCCAUUGGCCAAGCGCCAGCCGCGCAUCUACAAACGCUCGGUCUUCGAGCACGUCGCCAACUCCAUACUCGAGCACAAAGGCAAGAACUAACCAACUAACUAAACUUUAGCCUGACACUAACGCAAUUAUGAUGAUAUAGUAUUUUAAUAUUACGCAACCCACAUCAGCACUAUCUUUCAUAUCCGUUUAGCGUAAGUUAUUCUCAGAUAUUGAUACUUUUGGAUAUAAUAGGGGAUCGGAUUACAUUUUCAAAGGAUUUAAUAAGACAUCGAUUUUAAAAUUGUGUGCGAAAAGCUGGAAUUUUCGUUUAAGUAUUUUGAUUUGAUAUUGCAAGAACAUAAUUAUGAGAAACAGCAUUUUGUUGACAGGCCAUAAAAGUACCUCAAUUGGCUGGUGGUGUGGUCUCUGAUCCCCUAUUGAGUUAUUUUAUUGAAUUUAAUUAUAAUAAACAUGUAAACGUUACCAUUAUUGCCUAGGUUAUUUUAAGAUAUUUAAAUUUUUAACCAGCGUUUUAAAUUUGUGAGGGCAUUUUGCAAUUAACAUUCCAAUUGAAUAGAUUCUUGUGCCAUAUGCGACACGUACAACUAUUAUACCAUUAUUAGUUUGUUUAUUUAAACAUAUAUUAUUUAGAAAAAUAUAUUAAUUUCGGUAAAUUUACAACUAUACUAACAGUUGCCACUUUCUAGUCUAAACCUUUUAGUAAUAUUUACUGUUUUUAAUGUAAACUAUAUUGAUAUCUGUAUAUAGGUAUUUGUAGUUCGACGUAGAUAAAUGUAUUUAAUAUUAUCCAAUUUUAUGUAAAUUACUUUUAGUUUUAAUUGUAAAAAAUGUAAUGGAUUCUAAAAAUUGGCAGCUAACUUUUCAAAAGUGAAGAACCAUUACAUAUCACGAAACUUUUUUGAUUGUAUUCUUUAGUUAAACCUUCAAAAUUUUUGAUUAUUUUGUGUCUUAUCAAAUAAGAUCAUUGAUGAGAUGAAUUCUGUGAUAUAAUUAUUUUUGUAAUUGUGAAAAUAUAAAAAAAAACUCAGUAAUUCAAA